AGUACAGUUGGAAAGUACUCAAAAGGGCAGCGGAUAGGUCCGAUUGUUCCAAGAAUUCUUUCUAAAACUCAGAGACAGCCUUCACACGUUCAUAUUUGGGGAUAGCUAUUCCAAAGUUUUGAGAGAUACGCGAGACAACCAAGAGUUUUCAUUGGACGGGUGAACUUGGAGAAAGAACGUGAGAGAACUUGUGUGACAUGCGAGCGGCCUCAUAAAUUUACACUACAAAUAGUCAGCUAUCUUUCUUGAGAAGACGAUAGAGAGAUGCUAUAGCAAGCAUGUAUGCGCAUACCGAUGGUGGAAUGGACAGGCCUUUGUUUGGAGAAGCAAGACCUAGGGAUCGCUAUUUGAAUUAUAUUAUUGGAGGUGCUACUGUCCUGUUAGUGUGUGAGACAUUAAUAAGCUCCUUGGUGUUCCCACACUUCCCACCUCCAGCAAUUAAUGUGUUUCUUGCCUCCGUUAUUGCAUUGAUAUGUAUAUCAGAACUCACUUUGAUAUAUUGGUACAGACAAGGAGAUGUGGAUCCUAAAUUCCGAAAGAUGAUCUACUUCAAUUCCCUUACAACAAUUUUGCUAUGCAUAUGUGCAAAUGUAUACUUUCACAAACAUUUUUGCAGAAAGUCUUAGCAUCUGUUUCAAAAAUUAAUCUUAUAGCUAUUUAUUUUAUGGAAAUUCUGAUUCAAAGUAUCAUUAACACUUUAAAACUACAGUUUUGUAACAUCUGUGUUAGGAGGCCUUAUAGAUUGCUCUAAAAACGGUCAUAUUGAGAUUUCAAGAUUGUAUCUGUCAUAAUAAUAACACAGUGUAUAGAUAAGGGUUAUUGACCAAGCUUGUUCGGUCAAGAUGGCUGGAUGUUGACCAAGUUCUUUUUUUUGUGAGUUCAUUUACUGAGAUGGAGUUGUAGUCCACAAACUUGCAAAAAAGCACGAGGCCAAUAUCCAGCCAUCUUGACCGAACAAGCUUGGUCAAUAAAGGAUUUACUGUAUGGGUUUGGGGGAAAUUUUACUUGCGGGACAGAUAGUGCCCUCUUGCCUGCUUGGGUAGCCAAUCACAAUGCAGGAUUCAAUUCGUCUUGCCAACUCACGGAGCUAGCCAUAGAAUUCAUGGAGUAAUUUUCACUUGAGUGUCAAAAGUAAUAUUUUGCCAUUACAGUGCAUUUGCUUUGGUUUUCUAUUUACCAUGCUAAGAGAUUGGCUCAAAAAACUUGCAACACUUGGUCAUUCAAUUAGAAGAAAAACCAAAACCAAUUGCAACUCACUUGCAUACAUGUAUGUUUUUCCACUCUUCUACCUGUCUAAAUGUAUUUGCUUUGAGGUUUGAUUGGUUCACUGGAUUUUCUGUGUCAACGGUGAUUGGCUAGAGUGAUUAUUUAUGAUGCUCAACUGGAAACCACACUCUAUACAUUAAAAGGAAAAAUACAGUUUAACCCCAAUUAAACGGCUACCCUCGGGGAAAUGGGUAGUGGCUGCUUACAGUGGGCUGGCUGCUUAAUAGAGGUAAAAACAAUAGAAAAGCCCUCAUUGGAACUUUGAUUACUGCCCGUCUAAUAGGGGUGGCCAUUUAAUGGGUGGCCGCUUAAUAGGGGUUUGACUGUAUUUGCAUGUGGAGACAUGGCUACAAAACUUUCAUGUAUCAUUGUCUUACAAACUGUUUCUAAUGAAUUAAGGAAAGAUUUAUCUUCGAAUAAUAGUUAUAAAAAGAACCAUUUGCUGAAAAUGACAGGGUCCUCGCUGAGUACAAGACUUUACUAACAGUAAUUUGAAGUUAUGGUGUCUGGGAUUUCUAUGAAAAGCAGUUAUUGAAAGCCUCCACAGUCCAGCUUUUUCAAGAGAAAUCUUUGGGGUAAACAUUCACAAAAGGAAACAGAAACCAGUUUUAGCAACAGCUACUUGUGAACCUUUGAUAGUUAAAAAUUAUUAAUUAGUAUAAAAAUGAACAGACACUUCUACAAUCUGGAACUGUGGAAUUUAGCUGUUUUCCUAUAUUUUUACACAAGAAAUGGAUUGAAAGCAAAGUAAAAUGGUUUGUAACAUAUUUUGGAGACUUGUAUUACAUUAAGGAGAUUUUAAAACAGUUACUUAGAAGUUGUUUGUUACCCUGAUACUUCAGUGCUACUACUAGUGAAGUGUUAUGAUUAUGCAGUUCCCAUUGAUAAUAAUUAUUUAAUAUGUAUUGUGGCUUCUGCCAUUAAGAUUUAUAAGAGAAUAAGUUAAUCUCAGUAUGUUGGUAACAAGAUAAUAUAACACGAUUUACUUGCAAAGGUCAAUUUAAACUUCAAUCUCAUGAGGAAUAAAGUCGUUAAAGUUA
Molecule: messenger RNA, 2306 nt
Organism: Orbicella faveolata
Lineage: Eukaryota; Metazoa; Cnidaria; Anthozoa; Scleractinia; Merulinidae
Product: transmembrane protein 243-like
Source: RefSeq, a predicted model, not a curated record